Molecule: messenger RNA, 2163 nt
Organism: Entrophospora sp. SA101
Lineage: Eukaryota; Fungi; Glomeromycota; Glomeromycetes; Entrophosporales; Entrophosporaceae
Source: the annotation of a GenBank genome assembly
AUGAAUAAUCAAUACAGUGAGCAGCAAACAAACAAUGCUGUCUCGCAAUUGGCAAAUAACCUUUUGGGUAAUGCCGAUAAUCUUAACAAACUAACUAAAAAAUCUGACGGAACCGCCAAAACUAUUGAAGAAAUUGAAGAAGAGUUUUUAAUUAGUGCGAUUUCGUCCCCGAAGCCAACUGGUUCAGAAAGUGCUAGCGGGACACUACCACCGGAAAUUAUUGACAAAAGAGAAUAUAAUCGCCAAUUAGAAGAAUAUCAGAGACUUCUCAAAGAAUUAAAAACAAUCAAAGAACUAAUUGAUAAAUAUCAAAGCAUUCGUGAAAAAGAAUUGCUUGACCGUUUAAGCCGAAAAAAUGAAUUAAUUGCCAAAGGUUAUUCUGAUAGAGAUAUUGAAAGACUAAAAAUUUGGGACUUGCUCGACCAAGAAAUACCUGAUUUAAAUGCUAAAAAAAGAAUUGGUGUAACGAAUAUUUUAUAUACUUGCGGAGAAGGAAGAGAAAAAGUUGGUGGUUCAAAUGAUUUAAUAAUUUUUCUGAAACCACAACACGAAAACCUCCCUCGUGCUCCUCCAAGAGUUAAUUUCUCUAAUAAUAUUGUUGGGCGUCAUUCCCAAAAGAGUUAUAAAUCUUAUAAAGAAUAUUAUGAGCAAAUUGUCCGUAACUUUCUAGUUCAAAAUGGGAAAUUUAAUCAUGAUGCUUAUGUUUUAGUUAAGAGCGACAAUUCCAUGAGCGGAGACUCAGCGGGUAUAGGUUUUUAUUUAGCACUUCAUAGCCUAGUUAAUCGAAUUCCCUUACCAAGAAAUUUAGGUUCAACCGGAACUGUUGAGGGUCAAAAAGGAUAUCAAAGAUUUAACCCAGGAUACGUAACGAGCGACCCAGAGGAAAACUGGUUUGACAAUUUUCCCGAUGACCUUACAGAAAAAAUUAAGCAAGUAGAGUUUGUUAGUUUUACCAGUGAAAUUCCGCUAGCCCUAGAAAGAAUAUUAAAUCCAGGAAUGGCACCAAGAAAUGUUCCCAUUCCUCCUGAACCGCAAACUAUGGAAAUUCAGGCUACUCCGGAACAAUUUUUUGCUUUGGUAGCAGAUAAUAUGAUUGGAAGACAAGAAACCAAAAAAGUCGAUGAAAAUACUUGGGAAAGCGAGCGGACUAUUCCUAACCCAGAAUUAGGAGAAAUAUAUCAAGUAACAGCAAAGAAAAGAGCAGUUGAGCAAUCCCGAAUAACUAAUGAACAAAAAAUAACUGAAAUUGAAAAAGAAAUUGCGGGACACAAACAAGCCAAAGCCAAUGAAGAAGUAAUUUUAGAAAAUGUUAACCGACAAAUAGAAGAAAAUCGGCAAAAUCCCAACCAAAACCCUGACCAAAAUCUAGAAGCCGAUAAACAAGCAGUAAGCCAAAGAAUAGCCGAAUUGAGUGCAAAAAUCGCAUCUAGUGAGGAAGAAAUUGCCAAUUUGCGGCAAAACCAGCAAGAGUUAAUUAAAGAAGUUGAGGAAUUAGAAUUUCAACUUAAACAUUUAGCAGAAAAAUUACAAACACUAUUGAGAAAACAGAAAUCAUCUAACUCUCCAUCUGACGGAGGAUUAGAAGCCAAAAAAAGACAAUUAGCACAAGAAUAUCAACGCCGAAAAGCCGAAUCAAGCCACGGAGCCGAACAACUAUUGCAAGAAUACGAAAAUAAAUUUAAAGAAAUUGCUGCUCCUUUGGCUAAUUUAAUUCCUGAAAUUCAAAAACGACUGGCGGAAUUAGGCUACAAAAAACUAAUAAUUUCUUGGAAGGAAACAGAACAAUUCGAAAACCAAAUUCCGGGCAGAAUUGCCACUAAAAUAGUUGCACUUUUACGAGGAAAGCAAGAAGUAGACUUUUUUGCUAAUUUUGAUUUAGGAAGUAAUGUCGUUUUAGUGAAUGCUAGCAAGGUUAAGUUCACCGGCAAUAAAUUAAAUAAUAAAUAUUACUAUAAUCACUCAGGUUAUCCGGGAGGGCUAAGGAAAAGAAACACCAAAGUAAUGUUAGAAAAAUACCCUACUGAAUUAAUGGAAAGAAUUGUUUGGGGAAUGAUGCCAAAAAAUAAAUUAAGCCGGAAGCAAAUGAAAAGAUUAUUUGUUUUCCCCCGCGGGGAACAUAAUCUCCAAGCCCAAGAGAAAAACUUUGUUAAAAUUAAAGCGUAA